AUGUCUCUCUUGGCUAAUACCCUGUGCCUUUUAUUAUUCUUUUCAUCUUCUGUGCUUCGCGUAGCACAGGGUUCUAGCCGAGGCUCCUUAGGUAGAAAAAACGGUGCUACUACCUUUCCUCCUUCUCUCUUGGGUGAUGAUGGCAUAUGCGCCUCUUCUGUUGUUAUUCAUGGUUACAAGUGCCAGGAACUUCAAGUUACAACUGCAGAUGGGUACAUUCUUAGCGUCCAAAGAAUCCCAGAAGGUAGAAGUGGCAAUGGGAAUAAUCAGACGAAGCAGCCAGUGAUACUUCAGCAUGGAAUAUUAGUGGACGGAGCGCAAUGGCUUUUGAACGGUCCAGAGCAAAAUCUGCCACUGAUAUUAGCUGAUAACGGCUUCGAUGUUUGGAUUUCUAACACCAGAGGCACCAGAUUCAGCCGCCGCCAUGUCUCAUUGGACCCUUCUUCUAAGGCAUAUUGGGAUUGGUCAUGGGAUGAACUGGCUAGCUAUGAUGUACCUGCUGUUGUGGAGUAUGUGUCCAGCCAAACAGGACAAAAGCCCCAUUACGUCGGCCAUUCACUGGGAACAUUGACAGUUUUGGCUUCCUUCUCGGAAGGGAAAUUGGUGAAUCAGCUGAAAUCAGCAGCAUUAUUGAGCCCCAUAGCCUAUUUGAGUCAUUUAACCACUCAAUUAUUAGAUGUUGCAGCUAAGUUUUAUCUAGACGAGUUCAUUCGAAUAUUUGGGAUAUCGGAAUUCGUUCCCAAAGGGAUACCUGUUCAAGCAUUUCUCAAGCUAGUUUGCACUCACCCUGGAGUAGAUUGUUAUGACUUGUUGCCUGUUAUAACCGGUAAAAAUUGUUGCCUCAAUUCUUCAACUAUUGAAUUAUUAUUGAAGAAUGCACCUCAGUCAACAGCAUCAAAGAAUUUGGUACACUUGGCCCAGACUAUUAGAAGUGGGGUUCUUGCAAAGUAUAAUUACGUGAGACCAGACUAUAAUUUUAUGCACUAUGGAGAAGCAUCCCCUCCAAUUUACAACCUAUCUAAUAUCCCUCAUGACGUACCUCUAUUUCUGAGCUAUGGUGCUCGAGAUGCUCUUUCUGAUGUUGUUGAUGUGCAAACUUUACUUGAUUCCCUAAAGUCUCAUGAUGCUGAUAAGCUUAGUGUUCAGUUCAUCAAGGACUAUGCUCAUCUUGAUUUCGUUAUGGGGGUCAAUGCCAAAGACGUAGUGUACAAUGCUGUCAUUUCAUUUUUCAACCGUCAAUUUAAUUAA
Arachis stenosperma is the source of this 1248-nucleotide messenger RNA. Its product is annotated as triacylglycerol lipase 2-like. Lineage: Eukaryota; Viridiplantae; Streptophyta; Magnoliopsida; Fabales; Fabaceae. Gene Ontology annotation, biological process: lipid metabolic process. Gene Ontology annotation, molecular function: hydrolase activity, acting on ester bonds. The transcript is spliced from 9 exons. The coding region runs from base 1 to 1248 and encodes 415 amino acids. The record is from RefSeq and is a predicted model, not a curated record.